AUGACCACGCAACCCAUCUGCGUAUUUGAGGAUGUAUGGACCAAGAAUACGAAACGCAUCCCGCUGCAGAAACCCGCCAGACAACACAUUGAGCUGGCUGAGCUCUUUCUCAAGUUGCUACCACACCUUGGGACGAGCGAGAAGGGUGGAAUAGACGAUGAAGCGCUGGCGUACUCUGAAUGGCGCUACAUCGUGUACCUCCGUUUCCUCGACUACAGCCGAUUGACGCCGAAUGAUCAUCCCAUCGUGAUGCAUGCUUGCCCUACUAAUACUAUCGGAACGGCAGUAAGACUGAUACCCAGUAGGGAUGUUGCCAUGAUCUGGUACUGUCAUCUUAUGAAGCCCUCGCGCUUUCAUGGGCAUUUGUGGGCUGGCAAAACCAGAUUCAACCAAACUUUUGGUCUCAUUCAUCGCCAUUUCCCAAUGAGCAAGAUCCUGUCUAUGGACUGGUCGCCCAAAGAAACGCAACGAGCGUGGCGCAAGUACAAUCAAAUGACUGGAGGCGUAGGCCACGAACUCACGUAUCAACUGUGGACGCACCCGCCAUGGGAGGAUACAAAGAGUAAUCGCCGGCAGUCUGCCUCGGGUAGUCUACUCUCCCGUUUGCUGAAAAGGACUUCGAUUCAUAAUGAUGGGCAGCCAGGUCAGCCGAAUAAGCCCAUUGAGGCUGGUACUCCUUCCUGGGAAAAAAAGGCGUCUCCCUUUGAACGGCAGAUCAAGAUGCAGGUCUGGAAUCGAUGCGCCCUAGGCCCCAGCGUCGAGCUGCCCAGAGCGAUGGAUAUCGCGUCAUACACAGCCUUCCGGACAGGCAAGCGGUAUGAGCGUUGCAAGUUACAAAGCAACCACGAGGAGUUCUCACAACAAUGCGAGCUUUGCCCCUGGCCUUACUUGCAGGAUCUCCGAGAGGACUUGGAGCGAUCGAUCCAGUAUUGGAAAACUUUGGUCCGAGCCCGAGAUGCGAUUCCACGUUUCACCGAGGGGUUGGCCGAGGCCAUCGGGGACUACAGGGACUUCGUGUUGAUCUUCCGCGAGAGUAUUGCCAGGUUCAAGCAGGGCCAUUACGUAUCCAAAUUCGACCCCAAGGUCGUUGACAGGCAUCCUGGAAGCCAACCGUCUGGCCCAUCGAAAGCCCGCUUUGGCAAGCUGAUGCCACCUACCUUGGAGGUCGAUCUACUCUGGCGUACCCAUCGACUGUUCCCUGGGCAGUAUUGGGAUUUCUCCCUGAUCAGAGGCUUUUGGCUGAUCGAGCCAGAGUGCACCACCGGCGCCAAAGGGGGUCGAACGGGAGCCCUUGGAUGUGUUAUUGAAUGGACGCAAUGA
Verticillium alfalfae VaMs.102 is the source of this 1320-nucleotide messenger RNA. RefSeq lists its product as hypothetical. The transcript is spliced from 3 exons. NCBI's taxonomy places the organism in Eukaryota, Fungi, Ascomycota, Sordariomycetes, Glomerellales, Plectosphaerellaceae. The record is from RefSeq and is a predicted model, not a curated record. The coding region runs from base 1 to 1320 and encodes 439 amino acids.